AAGGCGCAGCAAGCAUCUAAAGCCAGCGUGGUUGGAUUGGCAGCUAUAAAUUAUAUUAAUCGACGUGAAACCGGCAACAAAACAAACAAGAAGCCGUUCAGCGCACGCCAGACAGGCAAGACAAUAGUUAAAUACAGCGCGUGUUGGUUGGCCAUUGUCCGUUAUAUUUAG
Messenger RNA from Mytilinidion resinicola, 171 nucleotides. RefSeq lists its product as uncharacterized. Lineage: Eukaryota; Fungi; Ascomycota; Dothideomycetes; Mytilinidiales; Mytilinidiaceae. The annotation marks the transcript as partial. The record is from RefSeq and is a predicted model, not a curated record. The transcript has a single exon.